Zootermopsis nevadensis is the source of this 1158-nucleotide messenger RNA. RefSeq names its product protein FAM177A1. Lineage: Eukaryota; Metazoa; Arthropoda; Insecta; Blattodea; Termopsidae. The record is from RefSeq and is a predicted model, not a curated record.
CAAGCAAACUGAAACGAGUUAAAAAAACUAUCUUGACCUCAAUUGAAUAAAAUGGAAUCUGGUGACAAUGUAAGCGGUGAUAAUAAUGUACAGUUUUCAAGUAUUUUUGAUACGAACCCGGAACAGUCACCUAAAACGGACGCAAGCAACGAAGCAGAAGAUAAAUCAUGUAAGGUCAAUUUAAGGAACAAGAAAGAACCCAAAAAGGUUAUUCACUUCAGUGACGGGACAAUUGAAGAAUAUUCGGAUGAAGAUGAACCAGAUACAUCAGCUCAAAUAACAAACAAAUUAAACCCGAGCCUGCUACCAUGGGGAUCGUGGAUUUGGUAUCACACAGUACAUGCUGGAAGCAAGUCAUUGCAAGUGUGUGACUAUUUGGGAGAGCACCUUGCAAGUUUUUUUGGAAUUACUACUCCAAAAUAUCAGUAUGAGAUAGAUGAAUACAACAGAAUAAUGGCUGAAGAAGAUGAAAGGCAAAGAAAAAUGGACUUGGAAAUGGGUGGUUGGACAGAAGCGCCAGAAAAAACUGAAGGUGCGAUUUCGGCUCAGCUGGGUGAUACAGAUGACAUGACACACCCAACUGAAGAGGGGCAUUCAGAUGUAGUUGAACGCAAAUUCUAAGUGUCUUCGUUGUUUUGAAACACGACUUAACUUAUUUUUCAUACUAAAAUAAAUAACUUAUUAAAUAUUAUAUGGAAAUUGCAUUCAUUUAAUUAAGUGUACAUAAUUUGUUGUUUAAAUCACAUUCUAAAUCUUUUUUUUUUUUUGGGGAAAAGCAGCUUGACCUCAUCUCUCAUUUAUUAAAAUUAAUAAUUAAUAUAAUAGUUUAAAAGAUGGAAAAUAUUUAAAUAUUUUUAUAUGUUUGUAACUUAUCACAGAAACUGUAAUACCGUCCAUAUGUAAUUUCAAAUAGUGUGCGUAGAUCACAAAAAGUUGCUGAAACAGCAGGGCUCGAUCCAUGACGUUUUCUCGGGUCUGCACCUGUAAGCCUCAUUUCAUUCAGUCUGUAACAUCCACAAUUCAUAUAAUUUUUAUGAUGAUUUAAAUAAAAAAUGUGAAUGUUAGAAUAUAGUAAUUCAAUUGAAAAGUGAAUUGCAAGAACAACACUAAAUAAAGUGUACAAGAAAAUGCUGAAUAAAUCAAUGGUUAAUAUCCUCA